Polyodon spathula (Mississippi paddlefish) is the source of this 3180-nucleotide messenger RNA. It is a transcript of the gene mafk, whose product is annotated as v-maf avian musculoaponeurotic fibrosarcoma oncogene homolog K. The record is from RefSeq and is a predicted model, not a curated record. Gene Ontology annotation, cellular component: nucleus. Bases 305 to 778 code for a protein of 157 amino acids. Lineage: Eukaryota; Metazoa; Chordata; Actinopteri; Acipenseriformes; Polyodontidae. Gene Ontology annotation, biological process: regulation of transcription by RNA polymerase II. Gene Ontology annotation, molecular function: RNA polymerase II cis-regulatory region sequence-specific DNA binding; DNA-binding transcription factor activity, RNA polymerase II-specific. The transcript has 3 exons.
AGUUGCGUCUUCCUUACUCUUCUGACUGCCACUGGUUUCCCGCCAGGAUGACGUCAGGCCAAAGUUAUUUUUUAUGAAUGGAGGCGGUCACCAGGAGUCGGUGGCGUCAGCGCUUGCGGAAGCAUGUUGAUACAUUGUUGUUUUGUAGUUAAUUUAGAAUUUUGAUACUUUUCGGUCAAUAGCUUGAAGGCCGCUCCAGUUUGAUACUCACACCGACAAGUCCUUGGCGCCAUCACGACUCACAAGAUCCGCGUCCACAAGCUGUUUUUCAGUGGGAUUCUGGCCAGUUGAAUGAAUCCAGGGUAUGACGACUAAUCACAGAGGAAGCAAAGCUUUAAAGGUGAAGAAGGAGGCAGGUGAGAAUGCUCCUGUGCUAAGCGAUGAUGAACUGGUCUCCAUGACGGUUCGAGAGCUGAACCAGCACCUGCGCGGCCUCACCAAGGAGGAUGCGGUGCGGCUGAAACAACGCCGGCGGACUCUGAAGAACCGUGGCUACGCUGCCAGCUGCCGUAUUAAACGCGUCACGCAGAAGGAGGAGCUGGAGCAGCAAAAGGCAGAGCUCCAGCACGAGGUGGAUAAGCUGGCCCAGGAGAAUGCCAGCAUGAAGCUAGAGCUGGAAGCCCUCCGCUCCAAUUACGAGGCCCUGCAGAGUUUUGCCAGGUCCGUAGCACGGGGGCCGAUCCCACCAGCCAAGGUGGCAGCCACCACCAGCGUCAUCACCAUCGUCAAAUCAGCUGACCACAAGACAAGCUCUGCUCACUUCUCCAGUCCGUCCUAGUGCCAUACUGUGAGUGCUCGGGUCAGGGUGUCCUGUGGCACUGACAUUGGGUGCCCAGUGCCUAUUGCAUCCUUCAUUAUACCCAUCACCCUCUUGCCAGUCCAUACAGUUAAUUUUCAGACAACCUCAGUGUGAUUUCUCUUGGACACCUAAUUCCGUCAGAAACUUUUGUUCAGUCCCGUAAAUUUUGUGUUUGUGCUACAAAAUUCCCAGUACUGGCUAGGCAUCACCUCUCUUUGGGAAACCCGACAGACAACAAAGCAGUUAAUCCAAAUCUACAUUUUCUACCUUAUAACAACAGAAGCACUAUGGUCUAAAAGCACUAUGGUCUAAAAAAAGGAUGUGUUUUCUAAAUUGGGGCCAUUUGUGGUACUGACACUACCACAGUAAGAAAAUACAAGCGGAAGUCUUUAAUUCUUCAUAUAAAUUGCUGCUCUCGGUUCCUUACGGUACUAAAAUAAAAACACUUCACUGCAAACUGUUACAGUACAAAAACAAAUCCCUCACUAAAAUACAUAUAUAGCAUUUCUACAUUUUCCAGAGAAUGUUGUUUACAUAUCAGAGCCGUUAAAAAAAAGAAGUUAUUUUGUUAUACAGUACUAAGAUUCAAGUCACUAGAGAGGUUUUAAUGAAUUAAAUGUUGUUUUAAAUUAACAAUCUAUUUUUUUUUACAUUUAGAAUUGUAUGCAGUUAAUGUAUGGAGGCGCACAAAUAAUAAGCACAUGGUUAUGUAAAUGUUUGUAUGCUCCUGAUAGUUUGCUAUCGAUGCCAUUUUUUAUGGUAAGUAAUCCAUAUUGGAUAGAGAGAUGGGGGCUGGCUUUGCAAAAUAAUAAAAAAAUAAUAAUAUAAAGCAUAUUAAAUAUUGUUUCAGUUUAAACAGAUUCAAAGCUAACAAUCACAGCUUUCACUCCCAGAGAAGAGACUCUUCUCUGAAAUCCGUCCCCUUUGCCAAGUCGGUUCACGAUGCCAUUGCCGGUGCUGGGUAGCUUCAAUGCAACAUAUUUAUGGUCAUAAGAUAAUAUAACAAGUAAAAAUCAAUACAUUCCAAGAGUCUACUCCAGUUUGUCAGGAAUAGGAGGGGAGUAAAGUAGUCUGAUUUUUUACUGUUAAAGUAGAAAUGUCUGUAACAACUGACAUUCACAGAUUUACAAAAAGGAACAAUAUUGCAGCAAGAAACGUUUGCGUGUUUUUUUUUUAUAUAUAUAUCCCAAGAACAGUGAGAUUAUUUGCACUUUUCUGAAAAAUGAUGGCGACUAUUGCAACUGCAAGCCAGUCGUCCAGUUACCUUAUUUUUUAAAUGUGUAUCUUUUGGAAUAUUCGGCUGGUUUUGCAGACCGAGAUUAGCCCUCAAGUACCUUCUGUUAAAUUAGGUAACAUUUCAAGUCCAAAGGCUGUUGACCGCUAGCUAAGUGUCUAAAAACUGGAGCGGAUUUGGUAUUGUUCCUUUUUACUCUGUGAACGCGACUUUACACUCUGCUCCCAACAGCCCUUCUCUGCACAGCAGCAGGUGGGGCGUACAAUAACUGGUGCUGUCAGGCCAUCUGCAUACCCAAGGAAGAUAUUGCUGUGCUCGUUAUUGUUCCCAUAUAUGUUUCCUGUGUAGUUUUUAGUGUCCAGGGCAUGAAAUCAGCACCAUCCAAAUAACAAAUUGUUCUUUAUUUUAUUUCUCAUAUUUAAAUCGGCAAUAAAAUUGAACUUUUAAAUUCUGAAAAAGAGACAAAAUAUUCUCUCUUGUAAUUUACAUAAUUGGUUAUCAAAAUCAUAUGCUGUCAAUUAAUCUUAGAAAUGAAACUACUGUUAAUUGUGAAAUUAUGUUUUGAACCUUUUUUUUUUUUUUUUUUUUUUUUUAAUCAUUCUCUAUCCAAGUAUCUGUGUGGCUUGCUUUAGUCUUUGCAGACACCUGGUGGCAAGUAUUUAGUAAAGUAACACAAAAAUGAGUUUUCUGUACAAGCUUGAUAUUGAUCUAGGAAUGUGUCUAAAAAGUGUGAGCAUUCAAAGAAAAAAACAGCAACCUAAUAUUUGAUCAAAAGCUUAGGAAAUUGUCUUUUAGGUGUAUUUGUAGUUUCCCAGAUUCAGCCAACAGGCACCGUCCGCUUGUAAAGCCAUCUUAAGAGUUAGACAUGCUGUACUCUGUAUCUGCAGAUUUUGUUACCUCUUAAAGGCUAGCAUUGUAUAUACACGUUCCUUGCAUGCAAAGCACUUGUAUCUCAUAAUCCUACCUUCUGCAGAACCUCACCUGGAUUGGUGCUCAGCUAAUGUCUGAUAGAAAGUGAACCUCUGGUAAACAUCUAGGGGUUUCGUUAUGUGAGAAAUAAUUAAUAAUGGACAUUCUCCAUUGAUAAAAUUGACAGAUUUCAAAUGUAGACAAAAGGUAAUAUUUGUGCCAAGAUGUUUUAUUUAUU